Messenger RNA from Arabidopsis thaliana (thale cress), 621 nucleotides. RefSeq names its product General transcription factor 2-related zinc finger protein. Lineage: Eukaryota; Viridiplantae; Streptophyta; Magnoliopsida; Brassicales; Brassicaceae. The record is from RefSeq and is marked reviewed. The transcript is spliced from 4 exons. The coding region runs from base 1 to 621 and encodes 206 amino acids.
AUGAUGAGUAAUGCUCUGAGGCGAUUUGACCCUGCUUGGUUUGAAAAAUAUGAUGGAAUAAUUAAGCAUGAGAGAUUAGGCACCCAUGUGGGUAAACCCAACAGUUCUCAUAAUUAUGCUAUUGAGAAAUGUGUUAAUUUGAUGAAUCAAGGUCAAUCUAUUGUGCAUGCGUUGUUUAAGCAGGAUGAUGUGAUGAAGAGAGAGUAUCACAUUCCUUUAAAUACUUCGAUUGAUGCUUCUAGAUAUUUGUUGCGACAAGGGAUAGCUUUUCAUGGUCAUGAUGAGUCAGAAGAGUCUGCCAAUAAAGGAAAUUUCUUAGAACUCGUGAAAUACACAGGAGAACAAAAUGAUGCUACAGAACAAAUGGCAGUCGUAUUUCGAUUUGUUGAUAAGAGUGGAACAGUGAAAGAAAGGUUUAUUGAAGUAGUUCAUGUAAAAGAAACGUCAUCUGCAUCCGUGAAGUCUGCUAUUGAUGAUUUGUUUGCUAAAUACGGGUUGAGCUUGAAAACGGUGAGAGGACAAGGCUAUGAUGGAGCAAGCAUUAUGAAAGUUGCCAAGGGUGUUGCGAAGUCUUUUGAUCUUCUUUCUCUUCUCCUAAAAAUUAUUGUUGUCUACAAGUAA